AUGGGCUUCGACUACUACGGAAUCCUUGGUGUAAAACGAUCAUGCACCCAGCUGGAAAUAAAGAAGGCGUAUCGAAGACUCGCUCUCAAAUACAAUCCCGAGAGAUACGACAAUGAUGAAAACAUGCGGAGAAUUUUUGCCCUAAUCGGCGAAGCUUACGAGGUUUUGGUCGAUCACAAGCAUAGAGCGGUUUACGAUCAAUACGGGGAGGAAGGCCUUAAAAGGGGGGUACCAGGACCACAAGAGUAUAUCCAACCUUACUCCUACCACGGAGAACCGAUUAGAACUUUCGAGGAAUUCUUUGGCACCACGAAUCCUUAUGCUGACCUCCUAGACUAUUAUGAAGACCCGCCACCAAUGUUCGACUCCCCACUCGGGAAAGGAUACAAAGAAAAGGACCCCACUAUCAUUAGGCCUCUCGCUCUUUCCCUGGAAGAAGUAUUCAAAGGCGGCCUCAAGAAAAUGAAGAUACAACGUCUCGUGUUCACGGAUGAAACGUGUUCUGAAUUGAAGCUUCGUGAAAAGGUUCUAUCGAUUCCAAUAAAACCAGGAAUUUAUCCAAACACAGAAGUACGUUUUAAGGAAGAAGGCGAUCAAGGACCGACGAGAAUACCAGCUGAUGUUAUAUUCAUAACUGAAGACAGACCACACGAAACCUUCGUGAGGUCAGGUUUAAGUGACCUUCUCAUGAUAAGAAAAAUAACGCUGCAAGAAGCGUUAUGCGGCUUUAUGGUCAACAUAAAAACUUUGGACGACCGCAUCCUGCACAUAAAAAUGUCGGACGUGAUAACUCCUACUUACGAGAAAGUUAUCGAAGACGAAGGUUUACCGAUACCGGUUUGUCCAAACAAGGCUAAAGGAAACCUGAUUAUACGUUUUCAAGUCGAAUUCCCAGAGUACUUGUCGAAGCGAAGCAAGAAGGCGUUCGAAGAUGCUUUCAGGGUUAAAGAUGAGGAGGACGUGAAGUUUGCUAAAUUAAAAUGCGGUACAUUGUCGACUACUUCCAUUUAUAAUAUGUGA
Leptosia nina is the source of this 1020-nucleotide messenger RNA. The record is from the annotation of a GenBank genome assembly. Lineage: Eukaryota; Metazoa; Arthropoda; Insecta; Lepidoptera; Pieridae.